AUGAAAAAAGGUAAAUAAAAGGAAAUUAAGCAGAAAGACGAUUUGGAAUAAGUAGAAAAACCAAUUGCAAAAAAAAUAAAAAAGAAUGAAGCAAAUCCAGCUGAAGAAUAUUAAAUGGUUGAAAAAAUGCUAACAUCAGAUUUCUAUAAAAUUGAUGUAGUUGAAUUAGCAUAGAAGUUGAUUGGUAAAAUAAUAGUAAGAUAAUUACCAUAAGGAGAAGUCAGAGCAAUAAUUGUAGAAACAGAAGCUUAUAAAGGUAUAUUAUAUGAUUAUUGAUUAAUUAUUAGCUCCUGAAGAUAAGGCAUGUCAUGCUUAUAACAAUAAAAAAACAGACAGAACAAAAUAUUUUUGGUAAGAUGGUGGACAUUUAUAUGUUUAUUCAAUAUAUGGAAAUAAUUAUUGUUUAAAUAUUACAUCAGCAACAAAGGAUGAUCCAGAAGCUGUAUUGAUUAGAGCAAUUUAACCAUUAAGUUUUGAUAUCAUAAAAGAGAUUAGGAAAACAAAAUCUACAAAAUUAUAGGAUCUUUCAAAUGGUCCUGGAAAAUGUGGUGGUUGUUUACUUCUUGAUAAAUCUCAUAAUGGAUUAAAUUUAUGUGAUGAGAAAAGUGGAAUGUAUUUGAUUGAUAAUGAUAAAUAAUAUGAGAUUGGUGUUUCAUCUAGAAUCAAUAUUGAUUAUGCAGAAGAAUGGAAAGAUAAACCAUGGAGAUUUUAUAUUAAAAACAAUAGUUUUGUAUCCAAAGGUUGA
Paramecium primaurelia is the source of this 745-nucleotide messenger RNA. The record is from the annotation of a GenBank genome assembly. Lineage: Eukaryota; Ciliophora; Oligohymenophorea; Peniculida; Parameciidae.